Messenger RNA from Astyanax mexicanus (Mexican tetra), 2474 nucleotides. It is a transcript of the gene tob1b, whose product is annotated as transducer of ERBB2, 1b. The record is from RefSeq and is a predicted model, not a curated record. Gene Ontology annotation, biological process: regulation of gene expression. Gene Ontology annotation, molecular function: transcription corepressor activity. NCBI's taxonomy places the organism in Eukaryota, Metazoa, Chordata, Actinopteri, Characiformes, Acestrorhamphidae. Gene Ontology annotation, cellular component: nucleus; cytoplasm. Bases 468 to 1478 code for a protein of 336 amino acids. The transcript has 2 exons.
CCGAUUGUGGCUCUGGUUUAAAGGGCAGAGUGGUAAAACACUCCCGGGCAGAGGGGGGGAGUCAGUCGGAUUGCCUUGUUGAGAAGCAGAGACCAGCCCUCCAUAGAAAAGGACAAAAAAUAUACUAAAAUAUAAAAAAGAAAGCACUGACAAACCGUGGAAACUGGAAUAAUAAGACUGUUGAUCCUGAAGGGGUUUAGGGUAACGUUAGAAAUCGCUGCGCUGGACGUGCUCGUCGUCAAGGGAUCUAAACAACUAACUAGCUACGUGAAGCGGUUGCUACGCGGAUCCAGUUCCUAUAUGAUAAAGACGACUCUCCUGUGGAAGAACAACGCACAUCUUUCCAGCAACCAGCAUCUCUGUCACAUCUGAUCACUACUGCCUAGGAGGAUUCUGCAUCACCUGGCUAAGACGACUCUCAACUCCCGACUCUCGAUUACAGACAUACUCGCAACUGUGAAGCAGCUAUGCAGCUUGAAAUCCAAGUAGCACUCAACUUCAUCAUAUCAUACCUGUACAACAAACUCCCUCGGCGCCGAGUGAACAUCUUCGGUGAGGAGCUGGAAAGACAGUUGAAAAAGAAGUAUGAGGGUCACUGGUACCCUGACAAGCCAUUCAAAGGGUCCGGCUACAGGUGUAUACACGUGGGCGAGAAGGUGGAUCCAGUAGUGGAGGAAGCAGCCAAAGAGAGUGGGCUGGACAUCGAAGACGUCCGGAAUAACUUGCCUCAGGACCUCAGUGUCUGGAUCGACCCAUUCGAGGUGUCCUACCAGAUUGGGGAAAAGGGACCCGUCAAGGUGCUUUAUGUGGAUGAUAAUGGCGAGAACGGGUCAGAACUGGACAAGGAGAUCAGAAACAGUUUUAACCCCGACGCUCAGGUCUUCAUGCCAAUCAGUGACCCUGUGGGAGUCUCUUCUGAGUCCAGCUCGCCAUCGCCUCCAUUUGGCCAGUCUGCUUCGGUCAGCCCCUCAUUUAUGCCACGCUCCACUCAGCCUUUAACCUUCACCACAGCCACUUUUGCUGCCACCAAGUUCGGCUCCACCAAGAUGAAGAACAGCGGCCGUAACAACAGCAAGGUGGCACGCACAUCUCCCACUAACCUGGGCCUGAAUGUGAACAACCUACUGAAGCAGAAAGCCAUGUCCACUUCCAUGCAUUCUCUUUAUGGCCUUGGCCUUGGAGGGCAGCCGCAACAUCCGCCGCAGCAGCAACCACCACAGCCGUCGCAGAAGCCCUCAGCACUCUCCCCUAACGCCAAGGAGUUUGUAUUCCCCAACCUCCAGAGCCAGGGCAGCUCCACCGCAAUGUUCAACAGCGAGAAUCCCCUCAGCCUCAGCCCUCUGCAGUAUAACAAUGCCUUUGACGUGUUUGCAGCCUACGGCAGCCUCAACGAUAAGUCUCUCAUGGAUGGUCUAAACUUCAGUCUGAGCAACAUGCAGUAUUCUAACCAGCAAUUCCAGCCAGUCAUGGCUAACUAAUGAAUACAUGUUUAUUUAUGAAUGAUUGUUGGCAAAAGGAGAAAAGGAAAAAAUAAUAACACCACAAAAUAACGCACACUAGUAAAGGACAUGAAAAAGGAACUAUGGACAUGGAAACAGAAAUCCCUCUUAGUCACUGAAAAGCGCAUGUGCCCAAGGGGUCUUUCUGUGCCACCUUGAGUUUGUUUCUACUAAAAGCUUGUACAAAUGUGGUCAAGCUUGGUUACUUUGUCGGAAAAAAACACAUCGUUUUCUUUUCAUAUUUUUGCCAACAAAGCACAAAAUAAUUUUUUUACUAUGUUUUAAAGAAAAUGCUCUAAAAUAUUAAAAAUAUAAGCUUCAAGUUCUGGCCUCUUACAGUAUUUUAAAGUUGGUUAAGACUUGGCUGAUUUUUAAGAAAUUGGAACUAACGAAUAUAUAUCUGGGGUUACUUGGUCUUUUUUCUAAUUGUAUAAUUUAAUUGAGAACAGAGUUUGUAAAGUAUCAGAGUAUAUAUAUUGUUUCUACGACAUGGUAUUGCAUUUAUAUCUUUUUACUACUCCAGUGAUCUGUGAUGGCUGCAGCAGCUUUAUGUUUUUUUGUUUGUUUGUUUUCUUCUUUUUUUAUUAAUAAAAAGGAAAUCCAUCUUUAAAAUAGAUCAAAUAUUCUGAAGAUUGUGUACAGGAUAUACUUUAGUGUUGCAAAUUCAGUGUAGGAAUAUUUGCUUUUUUGAAACACAAAAGUUGUAUUUUCUGUUAAGAGUUCAAAAAAGAUUUUUGCUAUAUUAUGGACAAUGUAAUCGUAUAUAUAUUAAUUUUGUACCUACAUUGUGCAAUACUUGAUAAAAUACGGUAUAACAAAGUAUUUUGAGUCAGUGUCUUACAUGUCAAGAGGGACUGAAAUAGUUUAUAUUAAGUUUGUAUUAAAAUGCUUAAAAAUAUAUGCUUGUCUUUAUUUUUUUUUAUUUCAUAUUUGCACCCUGGCCUUUUUCAAUAAAAGCAAUUUUAGUCAAAUGAA